Molecule: messenger RNA, 454 nt
Organism: Phytophthora nicotianae INRA-310
Lineage: Eukaryota; Oomycota; Peronosporomycetes; Peronosporales; Peronosporaceae
Exons: 4
Coding region: 1-420 (139 amino acids)
Molecular function (GO): calcium ion binding
Source: RefSeq, a predicted model, not a curated record
AUGUCGUCGGCGAUACCUCCUGCAGCCAACACGAAGGAUCCGAAGGUGCGAGCAGAGUUGUAUAUGGCUUCGCACGGUAUCAAGGAACUCUUUGAGGGUCUGGGAACGCUCCUCCUCUAUCACCGCCCGCCCAAUCCUCGCGAAUUCCUCAUUCAGCAGCUCGAUGAAAUGCGAAAAGCGAAGCAGGAGCAACGCCACGUGCCCUUCUUUGAAGAGAAUGAUCUCAAGGUGAUGUUCGCUGCGUUCGACAUCAAAGACCAAGGCUUCAUCACCACGGAGCAAUACGAUCAAGCGUUGCUAAAUCUUGGGAUUGAAAAGCCGACACUCCGUUUACCCGAAUCCGUGUCAACGAUCAACCAAGCGCUCUUCAUUCGUAGUGUGACGCAAGAGAUCAAGAACGCGUCAACCUCGUUCAUGUGAAAGCUCUCCAUACUACAAUUCAAACCUUCCAAAC